UUAAUCCCAGACUUUACAUUUUAUUUUACAAUUAAUAUAUGCAAUCAGUUUAAUUAUCAACAUUAGUUUCAAAAUAUUUGCUAAAAUAUUACCUCAUCCUUGUUUAAAGUAAAGAAACAAUUUAAACCUUAUAUUUUCGUUACUGAUUGCGUCCUAACCUUAUUUCAACAUACUAUAAAUAAAUAAUACUCAAUCUAAACAAAUGUGGAAUUAGUGAAAACUGAUUAAAUGUUUUUCAUAUUAUGCUGAAGAGAAUGACUGAAAUAGACGUGAAACAAGGUCUUAAGUUGGUUUUAUCAAAAAUUGAGGAAGCAUCCAACAAAAGAAGUGCUGAAUUACAAGUUUUAGAACCAAGGUUAGUAGCUGUAAGUAAAACAAAACCAGCAAACUUAAUUGUAGCAGCCUAUGAAGAAGGCCAAAGACAUUUUGGAGAAAACUAUGUCCAAGAACUAGAAGAGAAAGCCAACAAUCCACUAAUUUUAGAGAAAUGUAAAGAAAUAAAAUGGCAUUUAAUAGGUCACCUCCAAUCAAAUAAAGUUAACAAAGUACUAUGUCUUCCCAAUUUGCAUCUUAUAGAAACAGUUGAUUCUCAAAAGUUAGCAUCCACACUUAACAAAAGCUGGCCAAAAUUUGGGUCACCUGAAUCAAAAUUAAAUAUAAUGAUUCAGGUGAAUACCAGUGGAGAAGAUGAAAAAAGUGGAAUUCUUCCAACACAAGUAUCUGAUGUAGCUCAAUUUGUUUUAAAAGAAUGUACCAAUUUAGAAUUAAAGGGACUAAUGACUAUAGGUAAAAUAGGGUAUGAUCCUGCUGAUGGGCCCAAUCCUGAUUUUUUACGUUUGAAGCAAUGCCGUGAUGAUCUUUGUCAGAAUUUAGGUCUCGAUUGGAAAAAUAUUGAAUUGUCUAUGGGGAUGUCGACUGAUUAUGAACAAGCGGUUGAAAUGGGUAGUACAAAUGUGCGAGUUGGAUCGUCGAUAUUUGGUUAUAGAGCACCUAAGCAUUCUUAGAAUCUGUGAAAUUUUGGAUGUGUUAUAACUUGUAUUGAAAAUAAAUGCUGUUGAUUUAAAUUUUGA
This is a messenger RNA of Diabrotica balteata, 1070 nucleotides long. Lineage: Eukaryota; Metazoa; Arthropoda; Insecta; Coleoptera; Chrysomelidae. The record is from the annotation of a GenBank genome assembly.